CUGAUCUCUUCAGGUUGAUUUGCAGGUUCUGUUUCGCUCACAUCUCAGUCAGUCAGUGACAUUCAGCUCACAGAAACCAUCCAUGUUGUUCUCAGCAGUUCACUGCAGGCUCACCUUCCUGACCCUCAGAGAUGAACCUGACCACACCUGGCCUCCUGGUAUCCACUGAAAACAGAUGAAUGCAGCAGCUCCACCUUGUUUCACAGCGGCGUGGGAGUCGGUGCAGGAAGACAUUUGGGUUCACUUGAAGCAGUCUCAUCCAGACCUCCCUGAAGAACCAGAUCGUUUCUCGGAGCGAAGUGCGGCACUCAAAGCCUGCAGAAGGAAACCGUCAGAUGUUUGAAGAUGCUGCUGAGUCGAAGGAGAAGCGGAUGUCGAGAGUUCACAGGACCGACGCCUCAUUCAGUCGCUGUGAGAGCAAAGCUCCCAUCGACGAGGUCCGCGGACCACCUGAUCCUUGAGAGACAGAAACGGGACGCAGCCCGGGACAAAGCCCUGGAGUUCACAAAGUACCAGCAGGGCUGCGACGUGAAGAUGUGCUGGCUGAAGGGUUCAGACAGUCGCUUCCUGAGAGGGACCGUCGAGAGACGAGUCCAAGCUGCUCUGAACCAGCAGGAGGUCCGGGUCCAGCAACGGAGAGACAGGCUGCGUGUGUUGCUGGAGGUGGAGGAGCAGCAGCUCCUGCAGGAGUUGGAGGAGAAGAUGGAGACUUCAGUGGAGAGACAAGCAAAGAUGCGAGAACGAGUUAAAACCCUGAGAGAGAGAAGAGAGAGAGACAGACAACAGUUGGUCUCAGACAAGCUUGAACAACUCUUCAGGGAGCAGUGUGAGGAGCUGCGCACCGUCCAGAGCCGACGCAGAGAGCAGCAGGUGUGUCGGGAGCGAGCUGCUCAGGUGAGGAGCCGACAGGAGCGGCUGCAGCUGCAGCAGCGGGAGCAGCAGGUGUUCGAUGAGCUGUGGGAGGCCGACCGGAAGGCCAAAGAAGAUCGGGAGGCGCAGAGAGCGCAGAGCCGGCAGCAGAGGAACAUGCAGCAGCUGGACUUCAUCCAGAGGCAGAUGGAGGCAGCAGAGCAGCAGAAACGACGGCUCAGGGAGCUGAGAGCCGAGGAGGCCGCACUCACGCGGCAGCAGCAGGACGUCCAGCGGCUGCAGAAGCAGCGCGAGCAGCAGCAGAAGAUCCAGGACCAGCAGACCAGACGCCGGCAGCUGGAUCAGGGUUUACGGCUGAAGAUGAAGCGGCUGGCCCGGGAGCAGCAGGACGAGCUGCAGCUGGACAUGAACAUCCUGCAGCAGCUGCUCAAACAGGAAACAGAUGAGAAACAGGAAGCUGCUCAGAGGAAGGCUGAGCUGCGUGAGGAGCAGAGGAGGUACCGACAGUAUUUGUCCGAGGAGCUGCAGAGGCAGAAGAUGGAGGAGGAGGAGACGGAGCAGCUGAUGGAGGAGAAACUGAAGGAGGUGUGGAACAAACGAGAGAACCAGAGUCAACUGAAACGAGAGGCCAGAAACCGACUGAUGAAGGAGGUGAUGGAGGCCCGAAGCCUGCAGAUCCAACGCAGACUGGACAUGAACCUGCAGAAACAGGUGGAGCUGUCCAAAGAGAGAGACGAGCUGAACAGACUGAUGGAGGAGAUGAAGCUGACGGACGAGGAGGAGAAAAGACGUCGGAGGCAGACCUGCGAGGCUGUUCGGGCCGACCUGAGGGCUCAGAUGAAGCAGCAGCAGCAGCUUCGCUGCGAGCGGAGAGCUGAGGCUGAGGCUGAGUAUCAGCAGGGUCUGGUCGAGCAGGACCUGUACAACAAGAAGAAAGACGAGAUCCUGUCCAGACCCCUGUCUCACACCAUCAUCCCCCAUCCAUUCAGACGGGCAGAGGGAUCCAGAUCAGCCUCACGUGGAAGUCACACCCAAACACUUUGAAAUAGCACAUUACUGUGAUGCUCUAAAUAAAGUCUGUUUGAUCACAAA
Messenger RNA from Scatophagus argus, 1962 nucleotides. It is a transcript of the gene cfap53, whose product is annotated as cilia and flagella associated protein 53. NCBI's taxonomy places the organism in Eukaryota, Metazoa, Chordata, Actinopteri, Scatophagidae. The record is from RefSeq and is a predicted model, not a curated record. Bases 346 to 1914 code for a protein of 522 amino acids. The transcript is spliced from 9 exons.